Molecule: messenger RNA, 2679 nt
Organism: Penicillium daleae
Lineage: Eukaryota; Fungi; Ascomycota; Eurotiomycetes; Eurotiales; Aspergillaceae
Product: beta-glucosidase
Exons: 13
Coding region: 1-2679 (892 amino acids)
Biological process (GO): arabinan catabolic process; xylan catabolic process
Cellular component (GO): plant-type cell wall
Molecular function (GO): alpha-L-arabinofuranosidase activity; xylan 1,4-beta-xylosidase activity
Source: RefSeq, a predicted model, not a curated record
AUGCAUCUUAUGUUUGCCGAUAACAUCAUCGGGCCGUAUUCUGACAAUUCCUUCUAUGACCAAGCAUUGCAGGCGGCUCCUGGCGCCUCUAUCGGAAUUAUCCAUGACUGGUAUCCGACCAAUAAGUCACAGUACAAUGACAUGCAAAAAUUGAACUUCGAAAAGUCCAGAGCCAAGAUUCCAUUCAUGCAAACAGGAGAAUGCCUUCAUGGUGUGGGGUCAUUCAAACAAUCCAUGUUUCCACAGGCAAUUGGUAUGGCAGCGUCCUUUGACUCGAAUCUUGUCUACAGAGUGGGCCGAGCCAUUGGCAGUGAAGCACGAUCAAUCGGCAUCCACGCGUGUUUUGCACCUGUUCUUGAUCUUGCUAAAGAUCCUCGCUGGGGCAGGGUGCAAGAGGACUGGGGCGAAGAUAUGGUUCUCACGGCGCAUAUGGGGGUUGCAUUUUCCUCCGGUCUAUCCAAGAACAGCAGUUGGGCGGAACCCGAUGCAGUAAUUCCAGUCAUGAAGCAUUUUGCAGCUCAUGGAAGUCCACAAGGUGGCCACAAUGCGGCGCCAUUUAUGGGUUAUGGAACACGUCAAGUUCUUCAGGAAAUGUUGGUUCCAUUUAAGGCCGCUGUAGACCUUGGUGGUGUAAAGGGCGUCAUGAUGGCAUAUAAUGAAUUCGAUGAUGUUCCCUCUUCUGUGAAUCCUCUCCUUUAUGAUGCAUUGAAUGAUUGGGGGUACGAUGGCUUCAUAACAGCGGAUGAUACAGGGGAAUACACAGGGCUUUCUGAGCUACUCUACACUCAUCAAGUGACUAGCUCCAUGGCAGAUACCAUUGCUCAAUGGCAUAAUGCGGGUGGCAUGGUUCAAUUUUAUGAUUUUCCUCUCGAGGAGUACAUUAAUGCAACUAUCGGUUUAGUCUCCAAUGGCACGCUCACUCGACGCACCUUGGAAAACCUGGCCAGUCGUGUUUUAGGUGUGAAAUACGACCUGGGGUUAUUCAGAAAUUCCCUUAUCCCCAAAGAUAUCGACUCACACGCGCUCACAAUAGCUAACAUUCCACUCACCUUGGAGGCUGCCGAAAAAAGCAUUAUAUUGCUCGAAAAUAAGGAUUCAACCCUGCCCUUACAUCCACGCCAACAAGAGCUUUCUCAAAUUGCAUUGAUAGGGCCAUUCAGUGAUUCAUUUAACUAUGGUGACUAUUCCGGCCAGUGGGGCGGUUAUCCCGUCAACAAUGCCAGUACCAUACGACAAAGUCUCAUCGAGCACCUUGCCACUAACUUUCCGGGGACUAAACUGGUCACCGCAUGGGGUGCAAACUCUUGGAACUACAACGGACAAUACAACAUACCCCCAUAUCUAUUAUCUGUGAAUGGGAGCACUGGUGGCCUAUUGGCUACCUACUACGCAGACACCAAUUUCACUGAUCCAAGAUCACAACGACUGGAAACACCGAGUCUAGACUGGGGCCUAUAUCCCCCAGAUGGCCUGCCGUCUAAUAACUUCAGCGUUGUCUGGGAGGGCCACAUUCACGUACCCGUUGAUACAACCACCCAUGGUUGGCUGGGAGUCGCUGUCUAUGCAAAUACAUCCGCGAAGCUCUAUAUUGAUGGCGUUCUACAUGUAGACAUUGAGGCUACAACCAGCGGCAACAUUCUAUCCAACAUUCCCGGGCUGCCAUACACUACCAUCAAUGAUACAGCGCCUCCUCCUGGUUCUGCGCCUUUUACAUUCAACGUGAACUCGAUUCAUGAGAUUCGCUUGGAGUACCAAGCUUGGAACAAUAUUCAAAAAUUCGAGAACGUGAAUUCCCUGAAUGCGCAGGUGCUCCUUUUCUGGAACCUGGUGGAUCGUGUUGAUCCCGUGAAGCAGGCUGUGGAGUUGGCGAGGGAAUCAGACAUUGUGAUUCUAGCAGUUGGGGCUAAUUGGAACAGUGAUGGUGAAUCAGGCGAUCGAGCGACUUUAGGAUUGUCACCUGAUCAGACGACACUUGCAGAUGCGAUUUUUGCUCUAGGGAAGCCCGUCAUUAUGGUCUUACAAGGCGGCCGUCCAUUCGCGAUCCCCCAAUAUUACCAGGAAGCAGCAGCAGUUUUGAACACAUUCUUUCCCGGACAGUCUGGCGGGCAGGCUAUUUCGAACGUCUUAUUCGGAUUGACGAAUCCGGGUGGCCGAGUUCCCCUUAGCGUUCCGUAUAGCGUUGGAACUUUACCAGCAUUUUAUAACUAUAAACCAUCGGUUCCGCGAAACUACACCGAUGUCCCUUACAGAGCACUUUAUCCUUUUGGGUAUGGACUCUCUUAUACACGAUUCUCGUUGACGGACUUCCAUGCAUCGACGACUGGUGGGAAUGAGUCGAGUAUUCGUGAAUUUAGCGCGGGCUCAACUAUUGUCUUCUCGGUCAAAGUAUCCAACACUGGGGAAACAAGAGGUAGUCACGUUCCUCAGAUCUACCUACUUGGCCGGGUUUCAUCGAUUGUGCGACCAGUGAAACAGUUGGUGGCGUUCAGUCGGGUCUACCUCGACGCGGGUGAGUCCAGGACGGUCACGAUGGAACUGGAAGUCUCACGCUACCUCGCGAUUUUGGACCGGGGUUACAAAUGGACAGUGGAGAUGGGAGAUUACACCUUUGCACUUCUGGAGAACGGUGGUAGCGUAGUCGAUACUUCCGUCAACAUUACCAUGACCUGCGUGGGGUGA